AUGACACUGACAGACAAGACCCAGGUGUUGAUCGUGUCUAUACUGACAUUACUGACAGUGACAGCGGCUUCGAUAAGUUCAGAAUGGGAGCUUGAAGAUCCAUCCCAGCAAUCAUCUUCGCCAGAUAACCUAUGCAGUUUUGACAAGAUUUCUACCUCAGGUUCAACGUUUAAAAUUAUAAACGGAUGCAAAUGUUCGCUUUUUAUCUGCGUGUGUUCCGGUCUUGGACUCACCACAGUACCUGGUGCGUUACCGCAGAAUUUAACGCAACUUUAUCUCGAUCACAACAAUUUGACGUCCAUCCCAAACCAGACUUUUUGUAACUAUACUCAACUCAGAAUUUUAGACCUAUCGUAUAACCAAAUUUCAGAGCUUUACCCCCAAUCGUUUCAAUGUAUGACAAAACUUACCUGUUUGACGCUACAGAGCAAUAAUCUAGUUAUGAAAGUGGAUGCGUUUCCUCCAGGAAUUUUCAAACCGUUACAGUCACUACAUUUUCUUAAAUUAAACAACAACACGUUCAAUACUACCAAUAAAACUUACCAAUAUCCGGAUCAGCAGCUAUCCGAUUUACGGAACUUAACAACGUUGUAUUUAGAUGGGCUUUUCAACAAAAAUUUUAGCGCUGGGUUUGCUAGCAUGUCUUCAUUAAGAAACCUCACCCUUGCUGGCUAUACGGAGGGACAGUGUGAUCUAGGUACAUUAAAAAACUCGACAUUCACACACUUAUCGCAACUAACGUUCCUCAACAUCAGCGACUGUCGUAUUUUUCGCUACUACAACCACGAAUAUGGGGCGUUGAGUCCGCUACUCAACCUCCAGGUUCUCGAUCUUUCAUACAAUCGACCGUUAGAAUUUUAUAAACUUUCUAUCCUGCUUUAUGGGCUUAGAGAUUCAAAACUGGUUUCUCUCUAUAUAAAUUCUAUUGUGAAUCUUCACUCAAAAAGCAUCGAGAUAAAUUCAUCCAUGGUUCAGAAUCUUCCAAAAUCUCUGGAACACAUCGAACUUCGAGAAAACGCCGUAGAAUCUAUUUCCGACGACGUUUUUGAUUUACUACCGGAUAACUUAACAUACCUUGAUAUGGGGAACAACAGGUUUGUAUUUGGUGAAUAUAUGAAAUAUAUCUGGAAACUGCGAAAACUAACCACAGUAAUGCUAAACGGGGGAGGAUUUUUGUACUCACUCCCCCACAGCUACACGCCAAACAACGGUGUUGCCAGCUUUGAAGUUGUCAACAACGCUGGAUAUGAACUCAAGAAAAGAUUGAUUUUACAGGUGCCACCCAAUUUGAAACACCUAGAUAUGAGUAUCUGCGCAUUGAAGUAUAAAAUUUCCGAACUCCAUCUCAACUUCACAAACACGUUAAGUCGCUUGAAGCUCAGCGAUAAUUAUUUUCCGGAAAUUUCCGGACCUGUGUACGGAUUCCAAAACGUGACCUAUCUAAACUUAGAGUACAACUCUAUUCAAGUAAUAACCCGCAAGUUUCUUUCUGGCUUUCCGGGUCUUAAAGCACUGUUGCUAGGCAACAACCAUUUCGAUGACUACCUCAAUGAUCUGGACGAGGAAGGGAUGAUCUUUCAAGAUCUUGAACACCUCAUCACUCUCGACUUAUCUCACUGUCAGCUGACAAUCUUGCCGGUGAACUUGUUUAAGGGGCUCGCGAAUCUGGAGUACCUCAACCUACACCACAAUAAUAUGUGGUUGUUCAACAUCAACAUCACGCACAUGACGAAGUUAAAACUUCUAAACUUAACCCACACGGACGUCUCCUACUUACCACCAGUCGUUCGCCAGCACAUUGAUAACCUAUGUGCAAUUAAUAAAUCCUGUCCCAUACGCGUUGAUCUAUCCUUCAGUCCUAUACUAUGUGAGUGUAACAAUUUAGAAUUCAUCAAAUGGAUGGUAGGGUCCCGUGCCUUUGACAACAAAUUCAAACACUACAUGUGUAAGUACUACGACAGUUCCUACAGGUUCAUCAACGACAGCUACGACACGACGAUUCGAUUUCUCAGCGGCAAAUGUGUGGACAAGUACUACGUUUUUCUAGCCGUGGUUCUGGCGACUUUGGUCCUACUUGGCUUCGUACUGGCCAGUAUAGUCUACAGGUUCCGAUGGAACAUUCGGUACUUCUACUAUGCCGCCAUCUUGAAAAUGAACUCCCAGAAAAACAGAGGCAGCCAGGAGAGUUAUAAAUAUGACGUCUUCUUAUCCUACUCCUCUCUGGAUGAAAGCUUUGUGUUAAACACACUAAACAAAGAGCUUCAAAGUCGGGGCCUCAAGCUUCACGUUCACGGCCGAGACUUCGCUACGGGCAACUGGAUAGCGGCCAACAUCGUGACGGCCGUCAAGGAGAGCAGGAAGACGCUGGUCAUCUUGACCAGACACCUGUUGGCCAGCAAGUGGUGUAACUAUGAGCUGCAGAUAGCCAACAUGGAGUCAAUAGACCGUGGCCGUCCCACUCUGGUGUUCCUGUUAAAAGAGUCCAUCUCCUCCAAGGAUCUGGGUCAUGACCUCCUGUGCCACAUCAAGCGUAACACGUACAUCUCAUACCCCCACCCCGACGAUACAACAAACGACAGCGUCUAUCGUGUCUUCUGGGAUAAGCUGGCCGCUGAUCUCAAGCGCUGAGUUCAAUAUUUGAAUAAAACAAGCUCAAAAUACUUUAUUAUAAAUCAGUGGCGUAGCGAGGUCGGGUAUCACCCGGUGCGGCACUUAAUGGUGUCACCCACCCCCCAUAGGCAUAGCGACCCUUCCCGGGGACAAACUUUCAAAUUUUCGAUU
Molecule: messenger RNA, 2781 nt
Organism: Physella acuta
Lineage: Eukaryota; Metazoa; Mollusca; Gastropoda; Physidae
Product: toll-like receptor 4
Biological process (GO): immune response; toll-like receptor signaling pathway; inflammatory response
Cellular component (GO): plasma membrane
Molecular function (GO): protein binding; transmembrane signaling receptor activity
Source: RefSeq, a predicted model, not a curated record